Amoebophrya sp. A25 is the source of this 348-nucleotide messenger RNA. NCBI's taxonomy places the organism in Eukaryota, Dinophyceae, Syndiniales, Amoebophryaceae. The record is from the annotation of a GenBank genome assembly.
GUAUUUCAAUUUUUUAGCGCGCUUAUGAUUAGAUGACGAGUCGCCACCUUUCCGCCAUAAGAUGGACAAGUUUGAGCGUCGUCUCUGGGAGAUGCGUAAGAAGGCAAACGUCAAACCUUCCCAAGCAUCUGUGCCUGCUCCUGAGGUCACGAAGCUUUUUUCAGCAGCUGACGCUGUUGCCAUGGAGUAUUUCGAGUCUGGUCGAACCGAGUCUGACAUGCGUGUUUUAAAACGUGCCAACUACUACGCGGUGCAUGAAUCUUGGAAAUAUAUCGUCGAGCGCAUCGAUCAAGCUGAUGUUGCUAGCGCGUGCGUGCAGAUGCAAAGUGAUGGCACUAGUAAGCGAAC